This is a messenger RNA of Suncus etruscus (white-toothed pygmy shrew), 1083 nucleotides long. Its product is annotated as gasdermin-D-like. The record is from RefSeq and is a predicted model, not a curated record. Lineage: Eukaryota; Metazoa; Chordata; Mammalia; Eulipotyphla; Soricidae. Gene Ontology annotation, biological process: defense response to bacterium; pyroptotic inflammatory response. Gene Ontology annotation, molecular function: phosphatidylserine binding; phosphatidylinositol-4,5-bisphosphate binding; phosphatidylinositol-4-phosphate binding. Bases 1 to 1083 code for a protein of 360 amino acids. The transcript is spliced from 6 exons.
AUGUCUUCCUUGUUUGAGAGGGACACCAAGAGCUUGGUCAAAGUGCUGGGAAGAAAGGGGGAGCUGGUGCCUGUGGACAGCUUGACCAAUGCCCUCCUCCUACGUCCUUUCUGCCUGGUGAGGAAGAAGCGCAGACGCCACCCCUGGCCUUGGGACACCCCAAUCAUCCCCACAGAGUACUCGCUCCUGGACGUGCUAGAGCCCGGCACCCCAGAACCAGAAGUAAGCCAGAGUCAACCCUUUCAUAUCCAGGAGACAGGAGUAGGAACAGGUGCCCUGGAAGCAAGCUCUGGGCUGCAAAGACAGUUGACAACCAGCAACAAGGCAAGCCGCAACGCUAAGCUGGCUGUGCAGACCCUCAGCGUGUCCCCCAACACCUGGGAGGCCCUGGUGGAGAAUAGGAAAGUGAGGGUGCCACAGCCCUCGUUCCUGAAAAACUGGGAGGAGAGAGAGAACCUAUAUGUGGUAACAGAAGCUGUGGAAACCGUGCAGGACAAGACUGAGGGAACAGGACAGUCUGGCCACCCAAAGGUGCAGGGCCAGGUGCCAACAGAGAAAGUAUUGUCCAUCCCACAGGGCAGCAUUAUGGCCUACAGGGUCCUACGCCUGGUAAUCAAGGAGGAUCGCUGGGGCUCCAGCUCUGACAGGGCCCUGGACCAGCAGCUUGGCUUUGGGGGCCUGCAGAAGAAAUUGGGGGCCCAGCUACAGGACCUGGCGACACUGUCCCCCGAGCUGCGCCUCAAGCUGCUAGGCGCCCUCCAGGAGCUUCUUCGGACCCCCAAAGCCCUACAGGAGCUGGAGGACUCGCUGGAGAAGGCCUUGGACAAGGGGGUGGUGGAACAGCUUGGUGGCCCUGGGGGCCUCAUCUUGAGCAGCCUGCAAGAUCCCGCGGGCAGCCUGCCGCCCUCAAAAAACACAGCCAUCCUCUGCAUUCUUGGUGCACUCGUGGGUAAGGGGCACUUCGAGACCCAGCGCCUUCUUUCAGCCUUGCACCUUGCCCCCUCACCCCUGGUUCAGAGCAGCCGCCUGGCUUUGGUUCUAGGUUUCAUGCAGGGAUCUCUGGAUGACAGGAGGUGGUGGUAG